Messenger RNA from Limulus polyphemus (Atlantic horseshoe crab), 2345 nucleotides. Its product is annotated as cleft lip and palate transmembrane protein 1 homolog. Gene Ontology annotation, cellular component: membrane; endomembrane system. The record is from RefSeq and is a predicted model, not a curated record. Bases 110 to 1963 code for a protein of 617 amino acids. NCBI's taxonomy places the organism in Eukaryota, Metazoa, Arthropoda, Merostomata, Xiphosura, Limulidae. The transcript is spliced from 12 exons.
AAGCUCAUUAUAUCUACCUUGUAACCUGAAGAGAAAAGGCGUAAGUUUGAUAUUAGAAUUUAUCGACUGUUUUUCCAUUGCUGAAUACAGACUCGCUAAAGAUUGCAGAAUGAGCGAAGAUGACAUUAGCAACAAUGUGAGCAACGAUAGUCUAGUGCAAAAUGAGAGUUCAACACCUGAUCAACAAACAAGUGAGCCACAACAACAACAACAGGCAUUUUCAUGGGCUGGUGUGAUAAAAGGCAUAGUUAUUAGAGCUCUGAUAAUUUAUUUUAUCACCAGUUUUUUCCGUCGACCCCAGACAAGUCCAGAUAAGUCUUUUCCUAGCUCACCCAGCACAGCAUCUUCCAAUAUCUUCAACAAUGGAACUGUUAUGGAUAUGUAUAUCUAUGUUAGUGAAGAUGAAAAUCAGCCAGUAUUCAACAAUUCUGAACAGUUGGUGUGGUUAGAGAAAGGAUUAGUGUAUGGUGACUGGUAUGGAGGAUCUAAUGGUGAUGGGACUUCUACACAUGAAACAAAAAUUGUGGCUUCCAGUAAGCUACAGAACAAUGGAAGUCUGUGGCUUCAUGUAUAUAUUGUGAAGAGUGGGAGAUCUCCAGACCCAUCAGAAAAAACACACUCCAGGAUUUAUACUGUUUACAAAAAGAAACGUCUGAACAAGUUCAAGAAACUUCGUUAUCAACGAACCCACAACCUUCUGACUGGUGAAACUGCUCUUGAUCCAGAACUUGUAAAGAAAUCAGAGAAAAACACCGAAGAGAUACUCUCACAUUGGCAUCCAAAUAUAACAAUAAAUAUAAUAGAUGACCAUACAGCUUGGGUUCAAGGACACGUUCCACCUCCAUUGGAUGAAUUUAUUGACUUUGAGCCAACUACUGGCAAGUACUAUCCUGUGGUCUUCUUGAAUGAUUAUUGGAAUCUUAUGAGAGAAUACCAGCCUAUCAAUAAAACAACAAAAUAUCUUUCAUUGCGUCUUACUUACCAACCAUUGUCCCUGUUUCGCUGGCAGUUAUAUGCUGCUCAAACCAUGAGGUCUCGCUGGACAUCUGUCUUGGGUCAAAAUUUGAUGGAAGAAUCUGAUGAGGAACAAGACACCAUGAAAGAAACAUUUUUAGAGACAUCCCCAUACUUACUAGGCAUAACCAUUAUAGUUUCUUUAUUUCACAGUGUCUUUGAGUUUCUUGCAUUUAAAAAUGAUAUUCAGUUUUGGAAGAACAGAAAAUCUCUUGAAGGCUUGUCAGUGAGAUCUAUCUUUUUCAAUGUAUUCCAAUCAGUUGUGGUGUUGCUGUAUGUACUUGACAAUGACACCAAUACCUUGGUAAAAAUAUCAGUAUUUAUUGGAUUGGUCAUAGAGAUAUGGAAGAUUCAUAAGGUUGUAAAUGUCCAAAUAAAGAGGGAUCAGAAGAUUUUUGGAAUUCUGCCUAAAAUAACAUUUACUGACAAAGGAUCAUACGUUGAAUCUUCUACUAAAGAUUAUGAUAUUCUUGCUUUCAAGUACCUGUCAUGGCUACUGUUUCCUCUCCUUGGAUGCUACUUUAUUUAUUCCUUGAUCUAUUUGGAGCAUAGAGGAUGGUAUUCUUUUACUUUAAAUAUGAUGUAUGGCUUCUUACUCACAUUUGGAUUCAUUAUGAUGACCCCUCAGCUGUUUAUCAAUUACAAGCUCAAGUCUGUAGCACAUCUUCCCUGGCGAAUGUUGACUUACAAGUUUCUUAACACAUUCAUUGAUGAUAUAUUUGCAUUCGUUAUCAAGAUGCCUACAAUGUAUCGAUUGGGUUGUUUUAGAGAUGACAUCGUGUUCCUUAUAUUCUUGUAUCAGAGAUGGAUUUAUCGUGUAGAUCCAAAAAGAGUCAAUGAAUUUGGAAUAAGUGGAGAGAUGCAUGAGCAAGAUGGCAACACAGCAAAUGGAGCAGUUGUUACUUCAGAAGAAGCUGGCAAUUCAAUUGAGGAGAAGAAAAAGAAUUAACAUUUUAUCAAGAAUUAGCUUUGACAUCUUAAGUUUGCUGUCUUUGUGUGAAUUAAAGCAUGCAGGUGGAACUUUUUUUCAAAUAAGUUUAGAAAUUAUGAUAGGAUAUGCAAGAACUUGAAACUUUUAUUAGAUAAAUUCAUGACAAAAAAUAUAUGUUUUUAAAUAUAUUGUUAUUCAUUUGUUUAAGCUAUAUACAUACAUUUCCCAAAGUGAGGUAGGCCAACAUUAAACGAUUUAGUUAAAAAAAGGAAGUGUAAAUUAUUGUUUUCUUUGUAAUAGACAUUGUAAGUUUUAGGCAUCAUUUUUUUUAAAUAUUGUGUAUUUAAUUGUGAUUAACUCUUAAUUUUCAAGAGAUAAUAUUAAAAGCUGAUUAACAUCA